CUUUCAGCCUGCUGACCUGGAGACCUUUCACCAUGAAGCACCUUCUCGUCCUGGUCCACCUCCUUCUUGCCUGCCUGGCCGCUGUCUGGUCGGCCCCUGCUGACACGGAAAAGGUGAGGUUGUGCGUCAAGUCGGACAAAGAGUACCAAAAAUGUAUGGACCUCGCAGCCAAAGCGCCUGUGUUCACCUGUGUGAAGAGGACCAACUCAAUGGAUUGUAUCAUUGCCAUUCAUCUACCAGGAAGCAGAUGCUGGAUGAGGCUCUGCUGAACUUCAUUGUCAAGGACUGCCAGCCCCUCAGCAUUGUGGAGAGUGAAGGGUUCAGGGAACUGGUGCAUGUCCUUG
Messenger RNA from Entelurus aequoreus (snake pipefish), 344 nucleotides. RefSeq names its product serotransferrin-like. The transcript has 3 exons. The record is from RefSeq and is a predicted model, not a curated record. NCBI's taxonomy places the organism in Eukaryota, Metazoa, Chordata, Actinopteri, Syngnathiformes, Syngnathidae. Bases 33 to 269 code for a protein of 78 amino acids.